UGAGUGAUAGCAUCAAAAUCUAGGUAUUUACACCGCACAAUAUUAUGAGAUUGCAGUAGCAGUGUUUGCUUUGCUCAAGUCUCAGCGAUAUGAUGGCAGACCCAGCAAGUUUCAUAGCAAGCUGGUUAACUCCUUCUUACCUCUUCAUCUUGGUCAACCUCGUCAUAGGCACCAUAGCCAUCACUUCUCGCUUCAGUUCCACGCCCAAAAACCAACAAGCCCACCACCCCCAACCACUCAGCUCCUUCAAUACCCAUCAUCACCAACCCAACUGCACUCAGCCCCAACUCCUUCCAAUACCCUCACUGUUGCAGCGAGUCACGUCCUUCAACCUCUCCCUCCACAAACACCAACCCACACCUCCAGAAACACAACAUCUGCAUCCCGAACCCCAACCCCAACCUGAAAAGCCGCCGGAACUGCUUCGGACUCCCUCACUCUUGGAGCGACUCAGGUCCUUCCAUAAUCUUUCUCUCCACAAACAUGUCCAACCCGAGCCAGAGCCAGAGCCAGAACCUGAACCUGAAAAGCCGGAACUGGUUCGGAGUCCCUCGCUCUUGCAGCGGAUUCAGUCCAUAAACUUCUCCCAUCUCUACAGAUCCGACUUCAGUCACCGAGAUGAUGAGGAUCCGGAUUCGGGUUCGGAUCCGGGUCGCGGUUCGGGAAAGGCGGCGGAGAUGAGGAAAUCGGCGAGCGUGAGAGGGGGUUUGACGAAUAGCGAGUGGGAGGAGGUCGAGAAGCGGAGGCCGCAGACGGCGAGGCCGGUUGAAACGACGACGUCGUGGAGAGAAGACGAAGAAGUAGACGCCAAAGCUGACGAUUUCAUCAACAGGUUCAAGAAACAGUUGAGGUUGCAGAGGAUUGAUUCCCUUCUCCGUUACAGAGGAGGUAACUCAUCAUGAGUAAAGAAAAACCCGCCCUAAUCUUCCUUGCGCCUGCGUCGUUGCCUCAAGUUGUUCUGACGUUAAAGUUUGUUGGUUUUCAAAUGUUUGUAUAGUACUGCGUGCUACUAGGUUGGUGUGGCAAAGUUCUUGUCUUAGUAAUCAUGUCAUGUAUGUCUAAUAUUAAUAAUAGACUUGUGUAGGCAUACACAAAUUGAUAAUAAAUUUGAUAUUAUUAAUAAAUUUAAUAUUAA
This is a messenger RNA of Glycine soja, 1135 nucleotides long. RefSeq names its product pathogen-associated molecular patterns-induced protein A70-like. The transcript has a single exon. The record is from RefSeq and is a predicted model, not a curated record. NCBI's taxonomy places the organism in Eukaryota, Viridiplantae, Streptophyta, Magnoliopsida, Fabales, Fabaceae. The coding region runs from base 90 to 902 and encodes 270 amino acids.